This is a messenger RNA of Acaulospora morrowiae, 279 nucleotides long. NCBI's taxonomy places the organism in Eukaryota, Fungi, Glomeromycota, Glomeromycetes, Diversisporales, Acaulosporaceae. The record is from the annotation of a GenBank genome assembly.
AUGACCAUAUCAAGGACCACCGACACAACCUUAACCCUUCACCUGAAGGUUCCCAACAAUUUAUCUUCAUCGCCAAAUCUUUCACCACUAUCCUCACCAAAUCUUUCACCGCUGUCAACGCAACAGAUCCCAGAGCCUUUGGGACUUCAGACUCCACUCACACCAACAUCUCAUUUUUCAUUUUCACUGCAACAACCUCCGAUAGUCACCAUUUCUUUGGAAAUAUUUGCAAAGAUCUGUGAACACCUUACCCCGCUCGACAUCAUCAGUCUUUCAAAG